Molecule: messenger RNA, 684 nt
Organism: Danaus plexippus (monarch butterfly)
Lineage: Eukaryota; Metazoa; Arthropoda; Insecta; Lepidoptera; Nymphalidae
Product: keratin-associated protein 9-1-like
Exons: 10
Coding region: 202-504 (100 amino acids)
Source: RefSeq, a predicted model, not a curated record
AUUUAUUUAACAAAAAAUUCCGUUAAGAAUCUCGUUAAAAAGACGUAAAUAAAUUAUUCGUGUUGAUAAGGUAUAUCGUUAGUGUUGUAGAAACAAAGAGCUGAUAGUAAAGAUUCAGUAAUGGCCAGCGUACUAGUGUAAAGGAUGAAUUUGGUAAAUUAGUUUUGCUGAUAAAAAAACGUCACUCAAGUUGAACACAAAAUGAGAUUUCCUUUGUUUAUUGCCGCGACAUUGUUUUUUAAGUUGGUUUCCGGAAACUGCGACGCAAGAUGUUCGGGCAACAAUUGUACUUCAGGUCUAACAAAAUCCAAUCAAUGUUAUGCUCGAUGCAAUGAGGAUAGUUGUUCUGUGGCCUGUUAUGGUGACAAUUGCUUUGCCGCGUGUACAGGAUUUAUGUGCAAAUCUGGGUGUGAAGGAACACGUUGUGUUGCCAACUGUACUGGACUAUCUUGUGAUGCUUGGUGCACAGGUCCUGAGUGUCAAAAGCUUAUAAUGUUGUGGUGACGAAGAAAAUAAUGUAUAUCAAAGCAAGAAAAAUAUUUUCCCUUCAAUACGAUUGCAAUUUUAAUUGUUUAAGUAAACUUAUUUACAAAUAUUAAACAAAAUACAAAUUAAAAAGCGGAUCAUUUAAUUUGUACAAUUAAUAUAAAAAACAAAAUAGUCGGUCAAUGAAAAUUGGAUACC